UGCGGAAUAACAUGAAUUUCAUACUCAAUGCGUCGGGAGCUGAUGGACGAAACGGCCGAGAUGGACGGAAUGGACGUAUGGGAGAAGCUAGAGGAGAUGAUGGGGAAGACGGACAAAAUGCAACUGAGCCAGCCAAAGGAAAUGAUGGUGGAGACCUAACAUAUCGACAAUUGCCUUAUCAUUAUGCUCCGAUAGUAAUCGACAUAACUCUCGCCGAAAGUGAUACUAAUAGUGCUGUUGUCUCUGUCGAGUUUUCGGGCCGUUACCGUGAUAGCAAGUUGGGUCGUGAUUAUAGAGAAUUCAAUAGGACGUACCUAUGUGACAGCAAUAGCUGUUUCAAGCUAGAAGCACGUGGCGGAAAUGGUGGAAAUGGCGGUGAUGGAGGUGACGGAGGGGAUGGCGCCUGGGGUGCAAAAGGACGCAACGCUUCUGAACACUAUCCCGCGACUGAUGGAGGAAACGGUGGUGACGGUGGCGAUGCAGGCAUGGGAACUAGUGGUGCAAAUGGUGGGAAUGGUGGUGAGAUUACGUUACGCACGUUGGAUACAGACGCUGGAUUGUUGAUGAUGUUUGUGGAAACAUGGACCCCCAAAAUCUCUUAUAGCUUAGACGUUAGCGGGGGUGCAGGCGGUGUGGCCGGUCAGCAUGGAGUACCCGGCAGAGGAGGAGAGGGUGGUAAAGGUGGAUCCAGUUUUUCUUGGAGAGAAACGAGAGAAUAUCGCGAUAGCAAUGGAAAACUGGUCACAACAAAUAUAAACCAUCAUCGAGCCGGUGGUCAUGACGGCAUUCCUGGUCAACGCGGCCGACAGCCGGCCAAUCCUCUUCAUAAUGGCAAGCCAGGAAACGACGGGAUUACUCGGUUCGUCAUUCAAGACAGUGUUACAAUGGAAUCCGCAAGCUACGAUGAGAUUUUUAAUAUAUAUUUAGAACAAGUCAAUGUUCGUUCUGCCACGGGGGUGUUUGAACCCGAAGCCGAAAUUCAUGUAGACAGCUUGACAAUUCACAAUGAAUCUACGAUGCCCACACCAAGACGAGAUAUUCGUAUCAAUAUUAACGAUAGCGAAUGGAUUCGUAACAAAAGCGAGAUGGAUUCUACGACUUUACCACACUUGAUUGGCCCAAAAGCCUCCAAAGAAGUUGACUGCAAAAAGCCAUUCUCGUUCUAUCUUAGAAAAAACGUAGUGGACGAGCCGGGGCCACCCUUUCGAGCGACUGAUGAUUUGUACCUGACAGCGACCAUGACGGGGCUUGAAAAGGAAUUUCCAACUUUUAAUAACAAAGGUCAUAAUAUCAGCAUACAAUAUCCUAUUGAGCUUACUCGUGUGUCGCACAUGAACUCUAUGAUUGUUGGUACUUCAGCCAAGGUUAUCUGGGGCGUGAAAAACACUUCCGCAGUUGAUUUUGGUACCGACUCCAGAAAUGGACGUUGUAUUCGAGUUAGAGUAGGCAAGAAAUCUGGAGAGAUUUUGCCAUCUGCCAUACGCUUUGGAUUAAAGCCACAACAACGAGGAGUUGGCAAAGUUCCCCUAGCUCAGACUUUGGACAAAGAAUACAUUUUUGAAAUUCCUUUAUUACGAGCCGGUCAAACAUUAUAUUUUGAGGCUGAUUUAGUAAUAAGUGAAGCAGAGCUCUAUGAGUAUGCAGAAUUUUGGACGUAUUUAGAACUUGGAAAGAUUAUUACACCUUCCGCAUCAAAUGUUGUCCAUAUUAACUCCUUCCAAAUCAGAAUAUCGCAAAUGUACAGUGGUUUUCCGCAAGUCUGUUAUCCAGACAUACUACUAGUCACCAAUCAUAAAACAACCCGCGAUGAAUAUGCGGCAUGGGAGACUUUGCUCGGGCAGCAACUUGGGCUCAACUUCUUUCUGUGGGAUAUAUCACUAAUGGGACAUUUUAGCUUGACAAAGCGUAUAAGUACAAUUUUAUCACAAGAGACCACAUUAAUGAAGGAAAUUGUUGGAAAAACAUUGAUAAUACUAAACAACGAGUUUGAAUAUGUAUUCGGUGAUGAUUCUCGUAUGGUUACAGCACUGGAUUUUAUGGUCAAACAAGAGUGGUUGAAAGCAAUCCAUGAGAAUGACAACAAAUUUUAUGUGGUUUACUUGAAUGGCAUCGUAAGUGACUGUGUUUCCAUACUGCACGAUUUGGGAAUGACACCUUAUAAGGCAAGACAACCGAUUAAAUACAAAUUUGAGCAUGUUGGACACGUAAUGACACAUUUGGGUAUAAAGCAGACAACGUCUUUGAGAGACAAAGGUAACAAAGAUGACGUGGAGGGUUCCAAAUACACCAUCACGUCGUCUCAAAAAAGCGCAGCUGAUGAGGAAGAGUGUAAUUAUGACGUCAACUUUCCAACUUUAAUCAAGGAAACCGUCAAAAUUAUUUUUGUAACGGCUGCCGACGAUAUGGAUCCUGUAAACUUUGUCAAAUCACCAGUAAACUUGAAAGGAGUUAUCGCUAGUUUAGGCAUCGACACUCACUUCCGCCUACUGGGUAAAAUUUUCGUUACUGGAUUCGACGCUGAUAUCGAAGGUAUUCGCUCGUCCUACGCAAGUGAUCACCGAACGCUUGAUGACGGAGAACAACGAAUAGCGGAAAUGCUCAAGCAAAAGGUUGUUUAUGACGUUGCUCUGGAGUUAUCAACGAUUUGCGAUGGUAUUGGGGACAAUUACUCUCUUGAAGACGAGCAGGUGUUGGAGAUGAUGGAAAACUUGCGACGGCUAGUUUGGAAAGUGGAAUCGUUGAACAAAACAAUUAGACAAAUCGGCCUGACAACAAUUCCGGAAGAAAGUGAGGAUACUUCAUCGCCAGUCUAUCCAGAAGAACCCUAUCAAGCACAGUUUGAUCAGAAUAAUUACAAUGAAGUGAGAGCGGCGGCAACUAACCUAUAUGCUGAUCAAGCUAACGAUUACAGUGAAGUGGUCUUGGAAACACCAACUUAUGAAGACGCUAUUAAAAACGACGUACAGAGUAUAACUGCCUAUAGUGAUUCGCGGGAAGAGAUGGAAGUCUUCGACAUGUUUCCCGUCAAGCAAGGGACACCCCUUGGCGAGUGGAUACUUGACACUUUGGCUCAGCUUUACGCCUUUGUUGAAAGUCUUAGAGCAGGAAUACUUCAAUCCCUCUUGCCGAGUAGAAGAUCUGUGAAGAUUCAUCAACAAUCAAUGGACCUUCUUCACCGUAUUGGAGAUGCGACGAUUGUUGGCUUUGCUGAUCCGAGAUCGUCAACCGGGUCGCAAUAUAUACAAACUAUGGCAGUUAGAAAUCGUGAAUUGCAGAGGGAUGAUGUAGUGUUGCCUACGCCAGUGAUUGUCACGACUGAUGAUGAAAAAGAAAAAAGUUCAACAGUUGUUAUUAACGACAGUUGCUCUUAUGAUUCACGGUAUUAUAUUUCUAAUCAAGAACAACGAACAAACAGGCUUUCCAGGAAGCAAUCAAUAAUGUCUACUGCUUCUUAUAUGUCGCGUGCAACAAAAAUGUCUAUAUCUAGUUCUUCUAAUAAUGACAUGUCCAUGCCUUGCCUUUGCACGCCAUAUAAACGGCUAGACCUCCAACGACAAAAGACUAUAAGAUCUUUUAAAGUGGGAGCGAAAGUACGACUUCGCAAGAUGAUACAGAAGUACUAUACGCAAUGGGAACAAAAUGCGAACUAUAACCUUGGAGGCGUUUUGGAUCCAUUUAAGAGAGAUCUACGUCGGUGUUCCAAAGAAGCCAUUUUUGCGCAUUUUGCAUCCUUUGUCGAUAAUACGUUAUAUGGACAUAAUCCCAAGACGAUGAAAGACGAGAACAUUAGCGGUGUAAGGAAUACAAUUAUCUCGCGUUCAGAAUAUAUAAAGCGAAAGAAUGCAGAAAUUGAAAGAGUCAAGAACAUAGAAGAUCUCAUUUCCCUUUUCUUCGCUUUCCGUAAUAAGAUGAUGGAGGAGCCAGUUAAACGAUCACCUAUAUAA
Paraglomus occultum is the source of this 3944-nucleotide messenger RNA. Lineage: Eukaryota; Fungi; Glomeromycota; Glomeromycetes; Paraglomerales; Paraglomeraceae. The record is from the annotation of a GenBank genome assembly.